AUGUUCCCACCACCCAUUGCACUCGAUUGGAAUAACAUAGGCUUCAAAGUCCGGGAUGGCAACGGUCAUGUCGAAAUCCAUUUCUCCCACAGCGGGGAGAACAAAUGGUCGGCACCGCAAUUCGUCGCUUCGCCCUUCAUAUCAGUGCACGGAAUGGCGCCAGGCCUAAACUACGGCCAGCAAGUCUACGAAGGGCUGAAAGCCUUUCGCCACCCAGGUGACGAGAAGAUAACAAUCUUCCGUCCCGACCGUAACGCCAAGCGAAUGCAGUACUCCGCUGAAGUAGUCUCCAUCCCACCCGUUCCGGAGGAACUAUUCAUCGAGUGCGUGCGGUUAGCAGUUGGUGCAAACGCCGAGUAUGUACCACCCCACGACUCCGGCGCCGCAAUGUAUGUCCGACCCAUGCUCUUCGGCUCCUCUGCGCAGCUGGGGCUGAGUCCACCGGAUGGGUAUACGCUAGCUGUAUUUGCUAUGCCGACAGGGGUGUACCACGGGGCUACGGCGGUUGAAGCGCUGAUAUUGGAGGACUUCGAUCGCUGUGCACCGCAUGGGACUGGUGCUGCCAAAGUUGGUGGAAAUUACGCGCCUGUGUUGCGACACAGUGACCGGGCGCGACGGGAAGGGUUUGGAAUUACCCUUCAUUUAGAUAGUGCGACUCGCAGUGAAGUCGACGAGUUCUCGACUUCUGCUUUCAUUGGAGUGAAGCGUGAGGGGGAUCAGAUCACCGUGGUCCAGCCGGAUAGCCAGAAUGCAAUUGACUCGGUUACGGCGGCGUCGGUGCUCGAAAUUGCCCGCACGCUGGGGUAUCGGGUGGAGAAGAGGCGGGUUGCUUAUGAGGAACUGCGCGAUUUCGAUGAGGUUAUUGCUGCUGGUACGGCGGCGGCUUUGGUACCUGUGGGUAGUAUUACGAUGCAGUCCCGUGGUGAUAAGUUUGAGUAUCGUUGCGGGGCUCAGAAGGAGGGUGGUGAGGUUUGCGUUAAAUUGCUGCAGACACUUCGUGGUAUACAAUCUGGAACUAUUGAGGAUACCUUCGGUUGGAACUAUGAGGUGCAGGCACCGCCGAAGGGAUGGGCACAGCAAGGGCAGGAGGAGAUCGAGUUGAGUGGUGCCAAUGUCCCAUAA
Molecule: messenger RNA, 1122 nt
Organism: Penicillium concentricum
Lineage: Eukaryota; Fungi; Ascomycota; Eurotiomycetes; Eurotiales; Aspergillaceae
Product: branched-chain amino acid aminotransferase
Exons: 2
Coding region: 1-1122 (373 amino acids)
Biological process (GO): branched-chain amino acid metabolic process
Molecular function (GO): branched-chain-amino-acid:2-oxoglutarate transaminase activity
Source: RefSeq, a predicted model, not a curated record